CUAUUUGAUAUCAGGUAGUAUAUGCUAUUGUCUGAUUUUGACAAAGACGAUCAUCAAACAUUCAAAGUUGACUUUGCUGAUAAUUUCUUAUCUGGUAUAAGUGUUAACUGGAGGUGUGUUCCUUUAGUUCAGGUCACUUCUAUUAGAAAAAAGACUAGUUUGUGUCUUUAUUAAUCCCGUACUUUUUCUUUGACUUUGACGUUAAUUUUGUCUACUGUGGAAAGUUGUGAGGCGGACUCUGAUCCAGCCACGGAUUAUUGGUGAGACCAUCCUGCUUGCUCUGCCUGUUCGCCUUACACUAUGAAGUUGGGACAUCUGAGAACCGGCGCUGGCAUCCUGCGACUGUGUGGACGACCCAGCAGGAUCCAGCGUCACUCGACCAAACUCGUCUCCGAACACCAAGCUUUCAAUUUCAAUUCAUUCCACAUCUCGGCCUCUCAGCAGCUGUGGUCAUCGCCUGCAUUUCUUUACUCUUCCCACGUUGCCCUAAAUCACAGCAACGUCAACAGUGAUCAGUCCUCCCAUGCAUCAUCUACUGGUGUCACUCCGUACAAGAAGCACAAAGUAUCGCUGGUUGUCUUCGAUAAAGAUGGAACCCUCAUCAGUUACCAUUCCUUGUACAUUCCAUGGGCUAGGAUGAUGGCCAAAAGAUUGCAAGAUGUCACUGGGUUUAAGAUUGAGGAAAAGAUUUUCAAAGCCUUGGGACUUUGUAACGAGACAGAGACAAUCGUUCCUGGAAUCCUUACUGAGUGUUACGAAGAAGAGGUGAGGGAAACAAUGAUAAACGUUCUGACGUGUGAAGGCAUUCACGUCGUUGAGGCGCGCAGCAUUGUGAAUGAAAACUGGAAAGCCUGUCACCCAACCGAUCCUCAGCAGUUACUAAUGUUAGAUGAUCUUGUUGGUUUGUUCAGUACGCUCCACGAUCAUGGCAUUAAAACAGCCAUUUGUACAGACGACACGAGGCAUGGGACCAUCACAGCAUUACGCAAACUUGGUAUUAGCCAAUAUGUCGAUAAAAUAGUUUGUGGGGAUGAUUCAACCAGCUUACCAAAACCGUCUCCUCAUAAUCUACUGAUGAUAUGUGACUCACUUAACGAGGAUCCACGCAACUCGUGUUAUAUUGGAGACCGUAAAGUUGACAUGGCAAUGGCAGUGUCGGCGAAUUUCAAAAUGAGAGUUGGCGUUCUGACGGGUGUUGGGAACAACAAAGAUCUGUCUCCGUGUGCCAGUCACAUCAUCGGAAGUGUAAUGGAUAUCUUGCCAUUCGUUCUUCCUGAAGAAUCUUCCGAAUCUAGCGUGCCGUCUUCCGAAGCUAAGGAGGAAAUGGUCGUCUGUAAAGAGAAUAAGAAGUAUAAGCUGGUGAUCUUUGAUAAAGACGGCACGCUCAUUUGUUUUCAUUCCAUGUGGACACCUUAUGCAAUGGAGUAUGCAAGAAGAUUGGAGAUUUUAUCAAAACUGCGUGUCUCUUCCAAAGUGCUGGAUACCCUCGGAGUGUGUCGUGUGAACAGUGUGGUUAAACCUGGUGUGUUUGCCGAGGGGACCAACGCCCAGGUCCACCAUGCCCUCGUGGAAAUGUUGGUCAAUGAAGGCAUACUGAAAGAUGAAGCAAAAGCUCUAGUCGAACAGGUUACUAAAACUGACGGUGAAGAAGCAGUUCAUCAGAAGAUACUGAAGUCUAUUGGUGACGUUGUCCAGCUCUUCAAGACGCUGAAAGAAAAUGAUAUCAAGAUUGCUAUUUGUACUGCAGACAGUCGCCAGAACACGCUCGACACAUUGGAACGAAUCGGUAUCCUUGACAACGUCGAUAUGGUGGUGUGUGGUGAUGAUCCUGGAACGCAACCAAAACCUUCACCACAUAACGCGCACCUCAUCUGUGAGACUCUUAAGGUGGAUCCAGCCCAUGCUGUGAUGGUUGGUGACACAAAGGCAGAUAUUGGGAUGGGAAAGUCGGCGCAGCUCGGUGCGGUGGUUGGUGUUCUCAGUGGCUGUGCUACAAGACGCGAACUUACAAACUUGGCCGAUUAUGUUGUACCCUCUGUUAAGGAUCUGCUUCCAAUUGUAUUACCUGAAGUCGCAGAGAACAUUUCAGUUCCCAAAGUGGGAUCAGCAGGUAGUGUGGCACCUCUUUCCACUCCAAGUGGUAAAUGGUCCAGGUUAUCUCAGGGUCACAAUGUUUCCAGCUUUCGCACGUUUGUAACAAGAGCAGUAAACCAUUUACAGUCGUCUAGUCCUCCUCAGCAGUCACCCAUGUAUAGCCAUAUCAUUGUCGGUGCGGGAUCCGCUGGUUGUGUCCUUGCAAACCGAUUAUCUUCUGAGCCCAGUAAUGAUAUUUUACUAGUCGAAGCAGGCCCUAAAGAUUCCUCUUGGAAGAUCGACAUGCCUGCUGCACUGAUGUACAACUUGUGUGAUGAUAAGUAUAACUGGUACUACCACACGGUGCCACAGAGGUUCAUGGCUAAUCGUAUAAUGUACUGGCCACGAGGUCGCGUGUGGGGCGGCUCUUCCUCACUCAAUGCCAUGGUUUAUGUCCGAGGUCAUGCCUUUGAUUACGACCGAUGGGAGACAGAGGGAGCCACUGGUUGGUCCUACGCAGACUGCUUGCCGUACUUCCGCAAGGCACAGACUCAUGAAUUAGGCGAGGAUGACUAUCGUGGUGGGAAUGGUCCGUUGCAUGUUUCCCGUGGGAAGUCAAAGAAUCCAUUGCUUGAGGCGUUCAUUGAAGCAGGUGUUGAGGCUGGGUAUCCCUACACCAGUGACAUGAAUGGUUAUCAACAGGAGGGCUUUGGCUGGAUGGAUAUGACCAUUCAUCAUGGCCAGCGAUGGAGCGCCUCCAUGGCCUACCUUCACCCAGUCUUGUACCGUAAGAAUCUGUCCGUGGAAUCACUGGCCUUUACCACCAGGAUCUUAUUCAACGGAACUCGAGCUGUUGGUAUUGAGUUUGAAAAGAAUGGAAAGACGCAUCAGGCUUAUGCAAAGGAGAUCAUUCUCAGUGGUGGCGCGAUUAAUUCUCCGCAGUUACUGAUGCUGUCCGGGAUUGGCAAUGCAGACCAUUUGAAAAGUCUUGGCAUCCCAUUGGUCAACCAUUUGCCAGGGAUUGGUGGGAACCUCCAGGACCAUUUGGAGGUUUACAUCCAGCAGGAAUGCACCAAGCCCAUCACACUUUACAGUGCCCAGUGGAAGUUCCCUCACAACAUGAUCCGUAUCGGCCUGCAGUGGUUUCUACAACGUGAUGGUGACGCCGCGUCUGCUCAUCUCGAGAGCGGCGCUUUCAUUCGCAGCGGGCCAGAGACGAGCCAUCCAGACAUCCAAUUCCACUUCCUACCAUCCACCGUGAACGACCAUGGACGCAAAAUGGGUGAUCGGCACGCUUAUCAAGUCCACGUCGGCCCGAUGAGGUCAACCAGUAUUGGGACGUUGAAGUUAGCCAAUAGGGACCCACGAUCUCACCCCAUUGUGGAUCCUAACUACAUGGCAACAGAACAGGACCGCUGGGAAUUCAGGCAGUCGAUAAAAGCUGCUCGGAAAGUAUUCGCCCAGAAAGCUUUUGAUGAGUUCCGAGGUGUUGAGUUGGCCCCCGGUGUGGAGACGCAGUCUGACGAGGAUCUGGACGCAUUUGUCCAAGCAAAUGCAGACAGCGCUUAUCAUCCAUCUUGUACUUGUAAAAUGGGAAGCGAAUCAGACCCAAUGGCGGUCGUCAAUAAUGAUUGUAGCGUGUUCGGUAUCGAUGGACUCCGCGUUGUUGACGCAUCCAUUAUGCCAAGUAUCGUCAGCGGAAAUCUGAAUGCACCGACAAUAAUGGUUGCGGAAAAGGCUGCUGAUAUCAUCCUUGGUCAUCCGCCGUUGCAGAAAAGUAAGGCGCCAGUUUAUACCCCAUCUAAUCCAUGGAGUUGAAUUCAUACCUGUUGGUCCAUGCAACCUUUUGUAUUACCGGUAUUGUAUCAUAAUUCUGUUUGGAAAGACAGAUAACAGCCAAAAGACUUGAUUAUGAGAAUAGUCCUGAUGUGUGAGUUACUACUAUGACACAAUACUGCUGAUAAGGACAGUGUUUGAUUCAGUGAUAUCAUUCUGAUAUUUUCUAUGAAAAUUUUCUAGUAAAUUUUACAGGUCAUUUUGAUGUGUGGCAUUGAGAGUUGACUGUCACACAAUCAUUAUGUUUGUAUAUACCAUAUCAUUUCUAUUUUGCUCAAUUGUUACUGAGUCAAGGCGUCCAUCCGUUAUUGGUUUGUCCCAUAUACAUAUUCAUUUACUAUUGUAAUUCUUGCAAAUUUUGAGCAAUCAUUUUGUGAUCAUUUAAAACACUGAGAUUAGGAUUUGAAGAGUCAUGGCCUGAUAGAUAUGCCAUCUUCUAGUCCCAACAAUGUGACCUUUUGGUCAAGAGUCUUAUGUGCCAUUAUUGACAGUUGUAAUCUUGUUGAUUGACCUAAUCAAAGCCUUUGUUCUUGCCUUGUUUAAUCUUUUGUUUUUGUUGUAUGUAAAUGUUAUAUGUAAUCUUCAUUUUUUUGUGUCAACUCCGGCCUUUGAUUUCCUCAGGAUUUGUCCAUGUGAAUAUAUCUUGUCCAGGCCAUGCUAUGUGUCAUUCUCUCUACUACCAUAUCAGAAAUAAACAACUUCCAAAUUCCAGUCAAA
This is a messenger RNA of Lineus longissimus, 4626 nucleotides long. RefSeq lists its product as uncharacterized. Gene Ontology annotation, molecular function: choline dehydrogenase activity; flavin adenine dinucleotide binding. The record is from RefSeq and is a predicted model, not a curated record. Lineage: Eukaryota; Metazoa; Nemertea; Pilidiophora; Heteronemertea; Lineidae. The coding region runs from base 301 to 3891 and encodes 1196 amino acids. Gene Ontology annotation, cellular component: mitochondrial inner membrane. The transcript is spliced from 5 exons.